Messenger RNA from Prunus avium (sweet cherry), 779 nucleotides. The record is from RefSeq and is a predicted model, not a curated record. Lineage: Eukaryota; Viridiplantae; Streptophyta; Magnoliopsida; Rosales; Rosaceae.
AUUCUCUCCGUCUUUCUCUUUUUCCUUUCUUGCAUCUGCCUUUUCUUUCUCUGUUGGCUUUGUUUUCCAUUUAUUCUCGCGCAGUAGAUUCAUCUCUUUCAUAUCAAUCUUCUUUUGGUUUUUCUUUGAUUUUAACGACGACCCUUUAUCUGAAUCUUCAUUUUGUCUUCGAAUUUUUGCUGGUUAAGAAAAUUUUAGGAGCAUAGUGGAGGCAUGGGAAGGUUGUUUGUGCAGAGUCUUGAGGGGAAGAUCUAUAGCUGCAAGCACUGCCGAACCCAUCUAGCUCUUUGCGAGGAUAUAGUUUCCAAGUCUUUCCACUGCAGGCAUGGGAAGGCUUAUCUCUUCAGUAAGGUAGUGAAUGUAACUUCCGGAGAGAAAGAAGAGAGACAGAUGAUGACGGGGUUGCACACUGUUGCUGACAUUUUUUGUGUUGGAUGUGGAUCAAUAGUGGGGUGGAAAUAUGAGACUGCCCACGAAAAGAGCCAGAAGUACAAGGAAGGAAAAUCCGUACUUGAGCGGGUUAAGAUGGCCGGGCCUGAUGGAAGCAAUUAUUGGGUCAGUCAUGAAGCACAAGUCGGAAGCAGUGAUGCAGAUGAUGUUUGAUGGUUACCCUUUUUCACAUUCAAUUGUACAUUCUUUGAAUCUCAACCUUCUUCUUCUUCUACUCGUGAAUUAUUAAGCUCUUAAUUCCUCAUUUCGGCAACUAUCUAAACUUGCCUUCAAUAACAUCUAAAUGUAAACAUUUGAUUGUGUUCAAAUUUGAUUCGGUUUGCUCUUAA